This is a messenger RNA of Hibiscus syriacus, 507 nucleotides long. RefSeq lists its product as uncharacterized. The record is from RefSeq and is a predicted model, not a curated record. Lineage: Eukaryota; Viridiplantae; Streptophyta; Magnoliopsida; Malvales; Malvaceae. The coding region runs from base 94 to 507 and encodes 137 amino acids. The transcript is spliced from 3 exons.
UGGAGUCUCCACCGGGAUAAUCAAAGAUGUGUGGCUGAUGAAAUAGAAGAGCCUUCUUAUCAGAUGUCUAAUUGAGUUAGCAGAAAUGUUAGCAUGGAGAGGAGAGGGACAUUAGGUUCUGGUAGGCGUAAAGUUUCCGAUCAAAGAAGUGCACUUGAGAUUGAGAACUAUGAAACACACACUUCUCAAAUAUCGCCAAUUCAUGAAGUUAGUGGAAGGAAUUUGAUGAUCCCCUCUUCAGACAUAUCAAGGGCAAGUAAUUAUUCCACUGAGGCAAAGAAUUUGGCAGAAUCACCAGAUAUUGUGGAUUCAUCUGCACCAAAGCUAUCAUUUUGUGUACCUUCACCAUUCUCACCACCAAUUACAAAAACUGUCUGGCCGUGGUCAUUUACUUAUCUAGACGUUCUCGCCGUUCACCUGGGCACUUCUUUCCCUUAUUCCAAAUGGUUUGAGAGAGAAGCCCAUCAGGCUUCAAUGCCCCCGUACAAUCAAAUCUCAGAUUCUUAA